UCGCUCGGUCGGAUGCGCUCUGGGUUCGACUGGUGCUGCCUGUUUCCCUCAGGCUGCUCGAGCGACAUGUUAGGAGGGGAGCGGGCGGCGGCGGUGUGUGCGCGGCGGGACCGAGCAAGCCGAGAAGCCCGCGCCGACGGGACUAGUAUGGGUUGCCAAGUGACGUACUGAGAAGACAGAAGACACAGGACAGGACCCCGAGCCGCCCGGGGUGUGGAAGUGGGGAGUCAGGAGGAUAGUGACGGAGCUCAGGGCCGGGACAAGAUGGCAGCGGCCGGCGCAAGCUGAGUAUGCAGAGGGGCCCCGCGCACUGCCUGACAUGUCCGGCACAGCCCUGCACGCUGCACCUCCUGCUGCUCUAUGAAGGUAUGGCCUCACAAGUUUUGGUAUACCCACCAUAUGUUUAUCAAACUCAGUCAAGUGCCUUUUGUAAAGUGAAGAAACUGAAAGUUGAACCAAGCAGUUGUGUGUACAACAAGAGGAGCUAUCCACGCACCGACCUGAAUGCUAGAAACCUUGGAUUUGCACGUCCAAACAAUAAGAAUAGGGCUCCUAUCCAGACAAAGAAUUCAUUCGACAGACCUCGCCAGCAGACUGCGGCUUCCCAGAUCAGCACAGUCGCAUUAAAAGCCAACACAGGUGCUCCAGGGGACCCAGCAGCGCGGGCGCAGCCAGAUCCGAAAGAGACACCCACUGUUGGAUCACCGGAUUGUGGAUCAGAUUUGCUGGAAACACAUCAGAGAUGUGGAUUGAAGCGUAAGAGUGAAGAUUUGGAGAACCAAGGUGGCACCAUGCAAAUUGUUGACGAGUUGUCCGUGCUGCCUGCUAUGCUGCCAGGCAAUGCAGCAAACCCAGUAACUAUUGUGGCAACCACAGGAGCGCCUAAGCAGAACGGGGGUAACGUGGAUGGGGACUAUCAGUUGGUACAGCAUGAAGUGUUGUGCUCGGUAAAAAAUACUUAUGAAGUACUUGAUUUUCUGGGUCGGGGAACCUUUGGACAGGUAGUCAAGUGCUGGAAAAGGGGGACAAAUGAAGUUGUAGCGGUCAAAAUUUUAAAAAACCAUCCUUCUUAUGCACGCCAGGGGCAGAUCGAGGUGGGCAUCCUUGCCAGGCUGAGCAGCGAGAACGCGGAUGAGUUUAACUUUGUGCGUGCGUACGAGUGUUUCCAGCAUCGGAACCACACCUGCUUGGUUUUUGAGAUGUUGGAACAGAACUUAUAUGACUUCUUAAAGCAAAACAAAUUCAGCCCUCUGCCCUUGAAAGUUAUCCGGGCCAUCCUACAGCAGGUGGCUACUGCACUGAAAAAGCUGAAGAGUCUUGGUUUAAUUCACGCUGACCUCAAACCUGAAAACAUCAUGCUGGUGGAUCCUGUAAGACAGCCGUACAGGGUGAAAGUCAUAGACUUUGGCUCUGCUAGCCAUAUAUCAAAGACUGUUUGCUCAACAUAUUUGCAGUCUCGUUACUACAGAGCUCCUGAGAUCAUUUUGGGGUUGCCAUUUUGUGAAGCCAUAGACAUGUGGUCGCUGGGCUGUGUGAUUGCUGAGCUGUUCUUAGGAUGGCCUCUAUACCCAGGAGCACUGGAGUAUGACCAGAUCCGAUUCAUUUCCCAAACACAAGGGGUACCAGGAGAACACCUACUAAAUGUAGGUACAAAAACAUCCAGAUUCUUCUGUCGUGAUCCAGAUGCUCAAUACCCCAGCUGGAAGUUAAAAACCUUAGAGGAGCAUGAAACAGAGACAGGGAUGAAGUCUAAAGAAGCCAGGAAGUAUAUUUUCAACAGUUUGGAUGAUAUAGUGCAUGUGAACAUGGUGAUGGAUCUGGAUGGUAGUGACUUGGUGGCCGAAAAAGCAGACAGGAGAGAGUUUGUGGGCCUGUUGAAGAAAAUGUUGAUGAUUGAUGCAGAUGCAAGAAUCAGCCCAGCGGAAACCCUAAACCACUCCUUUGUUACCAUGAAACAUCUCCUCGAUUUCCCCCACAGCAACCAUGUGAAAUCGUGUUUCCAUAUAAUUGAUGUCUGCAAGUCACGUCCCGGCUUGGGUGACACUGUUAACCGCAAUAAAACAUCAGUCAUGAGACCACUGGGCCCAGCCAACGCAGCUAACAUUUCAGCCGGUUUCUCCAAGCUUGGCAACGUCAGGGGUCAGGCUUUAACCACAUCAGGCCAUACAGUUAUCCAUCAUGGAAUACCAGUGCAGGCAGGAGCUCCAUUUGGUUGCAAUGAUGCUUUUCAGCAAACAUUAAUCCUUUGUCCCCCAGCCCUUGCAGGAAUGCCACCAAACCAUGGGAAGCCCACCAGUUACUCAGUGAGAGUGGACAACACUGUGCCCCUUGUUACACAAGCCCCCGGCAUCCAACCCCUGCAGAUAAGACCUGGUGUUCUCUCACAGCAAACGUGGUCAAACGGAUCGCAGCCCAUAUUGGUUCCUGCAUGGCAGCAAAUGACAACAGUGGCACCAACAACUACAAUUGCCACUGAUAGCAUGGCUGGACCCCAGAGAUUAGGCGACUGGGGGAAAGUAAUUCACCAUGGAAACCAUUACAGCUCAAUGAUCCUACAGCCUCUUUUAACCAACCAAAUGACACUGUCGGCUCCUCAGCCCAUCAGUUUAGGCAUCGCACACGUGGUGUGGCCUCAGCCUGCUGCUAACAAACGGAACAAGCUUUGUCAGAACAGGAGUAACACAAUACAGGAUCCUGUUGUCCAUAAUAAAGCACUUACCUCUCCAAAGAUCUCAAACAGCGCAAAGACCACAGAACCUGCAAGUUGUACGUUACCAACAGACAAUCAGAACUCAGAGCAGCAAGAGGUUGGAUUGUGUAAGGCAAACGAGGGGGCGACGUUGGAUGUAUCCAGCCAACAAAGGCAAACAAUUGUUAUAGCUGAUUCACCCAGCCCUACAGUGAGUGUCAUUACCAUCAGCAGUGACACGGAUGAGGAGGACUCUUCACAGACACACUCCCUGAGAGAGUGCAAAGGAAGCCUGGACUGUGAAGCCUGUCAGAGUACUCUGAACAUUGAUCGAGUUUGUUCCCUGAGCAGUCCGGAUAGCACCCUGAGCACCAGCUCCUCUGGCCAGUCCAGCCCAUCCCCCCGCAAAAGACCCAACAGCAUGUCGGAUGAUGAACCUGAAAGUGGUUGUGAUACAGUUGAUGGAUCACCGAGCUCGGAUUCCUCUGGCCAUGAUAGUCCAUUUGUAAAGAGCAGCUUUGUCACAGACACCAAUGAGAACUCAGAAAACCGGGUAUCGGAAAAAGUCGAGAGCAAACCUGCAGUGUGUACAUUAGUGGUUCCACCUAUCAGGAUUGAAAAAUGCAGGGACAAUUCCCACAGGGCCACAAACAAAGAUGCAGCUUGUCGCCCCCUAAUAAAAGGCAGGUCAGCCCCUGGGAGAAAAAACCACCUCACAGCCCUUGGCAACCGCCAGCAGAAACUUACAUCAGCAUUCCAGCAGCAUCAACAGCCUCUGAGUUUCAGCCAGGUACAACAUUUUGGAUCUGGUCAUCAAGAAUGGAAUGGAAACUAUGGGCACAGGAGACAGCAGGCAUUCAUCACACCCACCAGUCAUCACUUCACCCUCCCACAUGGAAGUCCAAAUCACAGUGCAGUGCAUGCUCACCUAGGUGGCCAGCACACCAUCCUAUCCUACCCACCUUCUGGUCCACUGAGCACUGGAGCACCUGUGGCCCACCUCCUGGCCUCCCCGUGUACCACAAGACCAAUCUUACAACACCCUGCCUACAACUUCUCCCACCACGGCGGCAUCAUCCAUCAGGUAGCCGUGGGAAUCAACCCCCGUCUUCUACCUUCACCGACCAUGCACCAGACUCAGUACAAACCGAUUUUCCCAUCCCACUCGUACAUUGCCGCAUCGCCCGCCUACGCGGGAUUUCCCUUGAGCCCCACGAAACUCAACCAGUAUCCGUACAUGUGAGAACUCGACAAACCUACAUGUAGAGGAGAAGCUCAAAGAUUCAAACCUUUUGUUUGAAGCAGAACACAAGAACAUGGCUUUUGAUUAAAAAAAAGAGAUGACAAAAAAAAAAUUCCGCCAUGGCACAAGAAGAAAAAGAAAAAAUAUUUUUUGAAUCACGUAGACUUGGGUGCAAUUUAAAACAAUCUUGAGCUUUAAAAAAAAAGAAAUUGAAAAAAAAAA
Messenger RNA from Nanorana parkeri, 4154 nucleotides. It is a transcript of the gene HIPK3, whose product is annotated as homeodomain interacting protein kinase 3. Gene Ontology annotation, biological process: peptidyl-threonine phosphorylation; peptidyl-serine phosphorylation. NCBI's taxonomy places the organism in Eukaryota, Metazoa, Chordata, Amphibia, Anura, Dicroglossidae. Gene Ontology annotation, molecular function: ATP binding; protein serine/threonine kinase activity; protein tyrosine kinase activity. The transcript is spliced from 17 exons. The record is from RefSeq and is a predicted model, not a curated record. The coding region runs from base 291 to 3932 and encodes 1213 amino acids. Gene Ontology annotation, cellular component: nucleus; cytoplasm; PML body.